AUGGCCAGAGGGAGACAACCGGGUAACAGCCCGACCUCUCUUUGUCCAGCUGAAGGUCGGGGACCGCCUGAGGCGAGCAACGCCCCUUACACCUGCGUCCAGACCCUUGCUACACCUCCAAGGCCAACGGGAGGAAGUUACGCCACCGGAAGGAACCAAGUCUGGCGAGGGGCAGAGAACGACACUUCUCCAAGUAGCGAGCUGUAUUUGAGUCUCUUCGAGCUGGAUCCAAACAAGAAUUAUACGAUUGGAAAAUUCCUCCAGUCGUGGCGAUACUUCUUUGAACACGAAGCGGAAAUACGCGAAGCGCUGAAGUUCAAGGACUCUGUAGUGUCCCAGGCUCAGAAGGUGGUUGACAGCCUCCGACAGAAAUACAACCGCACGCUGACAGGCAUCCACGUACGGAGGGGAGACUACCUGACAAAGCGUCAUGGGUAUAAGGUAGCUCCUUUAGAAUAUCUUUUGCACGCCAUGGAUUACGUCCGAAAACGGUUCGGUGAUGUCACUUUUGUUGUCUCCUCGAAUGACGUCACAUGGUGCCAGGAACAGUUUGCAAACACAAGUGACGUCACUGUGCUGUCGGCCAAUUCAACGCCUGCUGUUGACAUGAUGACUCUGGCGUCACUGGAUCACAUGAUCAUGACAGUGGGCACGUACGGGUGGUGGGCUAGUUUUCUGAACCCUGGGGUCACCGUCUACUACCGAGACUUUGUACAUCCGGGUACACCUCUAUCAAAGCAGUUCAGCCCAAGCGGAACGGACCACUACUGUCCAGUGUGGAUUUCUUUGUCGUGAAUGACAUCGUCAUCGUCAUCAGUAGUAUUGACAACGGGUGUGUUUACUUGAAUGUGUUGUGUGGUGGUGAGAGAGUGACAGAGUAGCGUCAGGUGUGUGGAACUGUCGCCGGUGCUGAUGUUGGUAAGUUUUAGAUAAAUGAGCGGCCAGGGUACGAGCUACUAGAGUGCUAUAAAUAGACUUCUGCACGUGUGAGCGCUCAUUAGUGUGUAUAUGAACGCUCAUUGUAUAUAUGUGAGCGCGCUGAAGGCACACGUGUCUGUCACUGUAGAGGGUUUAUCAUCAUGAUUGUCAUCAGCUCCCCUGUGGUUGUUGAAAGUGCUGAUCAGACAAGUCACUCUCUCACCCUAUGCUAUGAACAGAGGACUUACAAAUGUAUACAGGUGAUACAAACAUGUAUUUCUCUGAUAGAAAUCAUCAAGAAAAUUACAUCAAGGAACGGAUACAAUGAUGCUCGUGCUUUCAUUUGUCUUCCUUUAUAUCUCAUUGCUUCCCCUGAUCACUUUAUUAAAUUAAUAG
This is a messenger RNA of Pomacea canaliculata, 1314 nucleotides long. Its product is annotated as galactoside 2-alpha-L-fucosyltransferase 2-like. NCBI's taxonomy places the organism in Eukaryota, Metazoa, Mollusca, Gastropoda, Architaenioglossa, Ampullariidae. Bases 1 to 795 code for a protein of 264 amino acids. The record is from RefSeq and is a predicted model, not a curated record. Gene Ontology annotation, biological process: carbohydrate metabolic process. The transcript is spliced from 2 exons. Gene Ontology annotation, cellular component: membrane. Gene Ontology annotation, molecular function: galactoside 2-alpha-L-fucosyltransferase activity.